This is a messenger RNA of Drosophila eugracilis, 2866 nucleotides long. It is a transcript of the gene Vha100-1, whose product is annotated as V-type proton ATPase 116 kDa subunit a1. The record is from RefSeq and is a predicted model, not a curated record. Gene Ontology annotation, cellular component: plasma membrane; vacuolar proton-transporting V-type ATPase complex; vacuolar proton-transporting V-type ATPase, V0 domain. Gene Ontology annotation, biological process: proton transmembrane transport; vacuolar acidification. Lineage: Eukaryota; Metazoa; Arthropoda; Insecta; Diptera; Drosophilidae. Gene Ontology annotation, molecular function: proton-transporting ATPase activity, rotational mechanism; ATPase binding.
UGUACGGUCACACUUCAUAAUUUUCUUUUGUCGGUCUGCUGCUGGAAUUUCGUGGACGAAUUUAUAUUUAUUUUUAAGAUAUUGAUAUUGGGGUCGGGCCACAAUGGGUUCCCUGUUCCGGAGCGAGGAAAUGGCGCUAUGCCAGCUUUUCCUGCAGAGUGAGGCGGCCUAUGCCUGCGUGUCCGAGUUGGGAGAACUGGGUUUGGUUCAGUUCCGAGAUCUUAAUCCGGAUGUUAACGCCUUCCAAAGGAAGUUCGUCAAUGAGGUACGACGAUGUGAUGAAAUGGAGCGCAAGUUGCGUUACCUGGAGAAGGAGAUCAAGAAGGAUGGGAUUCCCAUGUUGGACACCGGAGAGAGUCCCGAGGCCCCGCAGCCCCGUGAGAUGAUCGAUCUUGAGGCCACCUUCGAGAAACUGGAAAACGAGUUAAGGGAGGUGAAUCAGAACGCCGAGGCCUUGAAACGCAACUUUCUUGAGCUGACUGAGCUGAAGCACAUUCUUCGCAAAACUCAAGUCUUCUUUGACGAGCAAGAAGGCGGCGUAAACCAAACAACCGAGUCGAUGACCCGCGCCUUGAUCACGGACGAGGCGCGGACCGCUGGUGCCUCCAUGGGUCCCGUACAGCUCGGUUACAUGGAAAAAUCAAACGAACGUGAGGAUUAUCUUCCAUGCUUUGUGGCCGGCGUUAUCCUAAGAGAGCGGCUGCCUGCCUUUGAGCGGAUGCUGUGGCGCGCCUGCAGGGGAAAUGUCUUCUUGCGACAGGCGAUGAUCGAAACGCCAUUGGAGGAUCCCACCAAUGGCGACCAGGUGCACAAGUCUGUGUUCAUCAUUUUCUUCCAGGGCGAUCAGCUGAAGACGCGCGUUAAGAAGAUCUGCGAGGGGUUCCGCGCCACGCUUUAUCCUUGCCCCGAGGCUCCGGCUGACCGCCGUGAGAUGGCCAUGGGUGUGAUGACUCGUAUUGAAGAUCUGAACACCGUGCUCGGUCAGACACAGGACCAUCGACAUCGCGUCUUGGUCGCUGCGGCCAAGAACUUGAAGAACUGGUUUGUCAAAGUGCGGAAGAUUAAAGCUAUCUACCAUACGCUAAAUCUCUUCAAUCUGGACGUGACCCAGAAGUGUCUGAUCGCCGAGUGUUGGGUGCCGCUUCUGGACAUUGAAACCAUCCAACUGGCCUUGCGUCGGGGAACUGAAAGAUCGGGAUCGUCGGUGCCACCGAUUCUUAACCGGAUGCAGACGUUCGAGAAUCCUCCUACGUACAAUCGUACAAAUAAGUUCACCAAGGCUUUCCAGGCGUUGAUCGAUGCUUAUGGGGUGGCCAGCUAUCGGGAAAUGAAUCCAGCUCCCUACACGAUCAUCACCUUCCCGUUUCUGUUUGCCGUGAUGUUUGGAGAUUUGGGCCAUGGAGCCAUAAUGGCGCUAUUUGGUCUUUGGAUGAUUCGUAAAGAGAAAGGACUGGCGGCUCAAAAGACAGACAAUGAGAUCUGGAACAUAUUCUUCGGAGGACGAUAUAUCAUCUUUCUCAUGGGUGUAUUCUCCAUGUACACUGGUCUUAUAUACAAUGAUAUAUUCUCCAAAUCGCUGAAUAUCUUUGGAUCCCAUUGGCAUAUGUCCUACAACAAAUCUACUGUUAUGGACAACAAGUUCCUACAGUUGAGCCCAAAAGACGACUACGAGGGGGCUCCGUAUCCGUUCGGCAUGGAUCCUAUUUGGCAGGUAGCGGGAGCCAAUAAAAUUAUUUUCCAUAACGCCUACAAAAUGAAGAUAUCUAUUAUUUUCGGCGUUAUACACAUGAUCUUCGGAGUGGUGAUGAGCUGGCACAACCAUACGUAUUUCCGCAACAGGAUUUCCCUGUUGUACGAGUUCAUUCCACAACUGGUCUUCCUCCUUCUGCUCUUCUUCUACAUGGUUCUGCUGAUGUUCAUUAAAUGGAUCAAGUUCGCGGCCACUAAUGAAAGGCCUUAUUCCGAAGCCUGUGCACCAUCGAUCCUAAUCACUUUUAUCGACAUGGUUCUGUUUAACAAUCCCAAACCACCGCCAGAAAAAUGUGAAACGUAUAUGUUUAUGGGUCAGCACUUUAUUCAGGUACUCUUCGUCCUGGUCGCAGUCGGCUGUAUUCCAGUGAUGCUGCUGGCCAAGCCGCUGCUUAUUAUGCAGGCUCGCAAGCAAGCAAACGAAGAGGUUCAACCGAUUGCCGGAGCCACUUCUGAUGCGGAAACUGGCGGCGUUUCAAAUGGUGGAUCCCAUGGUGGUGGCGGAGGUCAUGAGGAGGAAGAGGAGCUAUCCGAGAUUUUUAUUCACCAAAGCAUCCACACUAUUGAGUAUGUGCUGGGUUCCGUUUCCCACACUGCUUCCUAUCUCCGAUUGUGGGCGCUAUCCCUGGCUCAUGCCCAGCUGGCUGAGGUGCUGUGGACCAUGGUCCUGUCGAUUGGUCUAAAGCAGGAAGGCCCUGUUGGCGGCAUCGUCUUGACCUGCGUGUUCGCCUUCUGGGCUAUUCUCACUGUUGGCAUUUUGGUGCUAAUGGAGGGCUUGUCCGCCUUCCUGCACACUCUACGUCUUCACUGGGUCGAGUUCCAGAGCAAGUUCUAUAAGGGUCAGGGAUAUGCUUUCCAGCCCUUCUCUUUCGAUGCUAUCAUAGAAAAUGGAGCAGCCGCAGCCGAGGAGUAAACAAAGCGGAACCGGACAGAGCAACAACCAAAGCACGUUGAGAGUCUCAUUGCGUUAUAUAAAAUUAACUUUUCUAAUAAGUGGAAUUUACCAGUUACAGUAACAAAAAAAAAUAUGUACGCAUUAUCGUUUAAUUGUGAAUUUAUCUAUCUCAUAUAGCCCCAGCAAGUGUUAGAUUGCAUAAAAUAUUUAAUAUUCUUCGUA